ACGGCUCUCAGCAAAGCAACAAGAAGGAAGAGCAAUGGCGACACUGGAUCGCCAAAUACCAAGUCUGGAUACCUUCCUUCGCGAGCCUUGGUCUUCCUUCGUCAGUGCGGCUAAAUUACGUUUUGUUGACAACGCAGACUCGUCUUUGGAUAGCAAAGAGAAGGAGCUUUACUGCCUCGGUGAAGCCGUGAAGCUCGGCGGAGAAGAGAUGCUUGUCUACAGCCAGUUUCCAGCACUGCAGGAUUUUUGUCUUGUUGUCUGCCAUGUCUGCAAUCAGGUGGUCACUCCUCAGGGCAUCCUCACACACUAUGAGAAGCGCCACAUCUCCCCUGCGCCCUCCCGGAGCCCCCUGGUCCCCAUGAAGCCCAAAGCACCUGCAGUGGCCCCCGCCGUGGCUCCCAGUCCUGGGGACACGCUGGCCUUCAGGGUCCCUAAAGAUUACCCCCACUCCCGCUUCAGCAAGGCACCGCUUGCUGUCUACCCACCAAAGGGGGCACGGAACAAGACGUGUGUAUCCCUUCCAGUCGUAAGUCUGGAGAAGAUGCCGUGCCUUAACCGCACCGACUCGGCAUCACACGUGCGCCUCACCUCCUCCUGUUCCUCUUCCUCCUCCCCCUCCCCCUCCUCCCUCAAACCUGCGUCCCUCACUCCCCCAGCCUCCCAACGGUCCAGCGAGAAGCUCAUGAACGGCCGCAGCACCAGCGGACCAUCCACGCCGCGCUCCACCACAUCUCCGUCCUCUCUGGACGGGCGGCCCAGCCCUGCGCGCUCUCCGCUGGACAGACGGCCGUCAUCCACGCCUUCUCCUUCCCCGUUGGACCGGAAACCCUCCCCGUCACCGUCCCCCUCUCACAGAGGUGGCGCUCUGCCGUCAUUGUCGUCAUCACCAUUGGAGAAGAAGCACCAAAACGGGACUAAGACUUCCUCCAGGUCUCAGAAAAGACUCUCAGGGAGAGUGUUUGAUCCCAACAAGCACUGUGGAGUCCAGGACCCCGAGACUAAACGACCCUGCACGCGGUCUCUCACCUGCAAGACUCACUCCUUAACCCACCGCCGAGCCGUCCCCGGCCGAAGGAAACAUUUUGACAUCCUCCUGGCCGAACACAAGGGGCGGCCGAAGGAGGGGGUGAAGGAGAAGGAGAAAGACAAGGACGGGACGCUGGGAGGUAAGGAAGGCAGCAGCCAGAGUAUCACGUCACAAGAGACCGCAAGUCCCAGCAAGCCUCACUGCCCGAAUGGACGACCCCUGUCCACGCUGAAGCUACGGCUGGCAAAUGCACACAUACCCAGGGUUCCAGGCUCCACCACCGGCACUUCCAGUCCUGUGCCCCCAGCCCCAGCCCCUAACCCAGAGCCGUCCCCCCACAGUUGGGUGAUGGCAGCAGGAGACGGAGGUCGACUCUCUAGUGAUGAGGGAGAUGCAGAGACUCCAGAGGACACUGACAGACCUGCCUUUCACUGCUCCAAUCACCACCCACAGCCUUUAGGGUGCUGCGUAUUCAGCAGCAGGCUCAUGGGACGGGGCCACUAUGUGUUCGACAGGCGAUGGGACAGGAUGAGGCUGGCGCUGCAGAACAUGGUGGAGAAACACCUUAAUGCACAGAUGUGGAGGAAGGUGCCUCUGGCCUGUGAGAGCAUCUCCUCCUCUGGUACCUCCCCCAUCACUUCACGACAGACUCCCUCUCCCACCUCCGUCACUUCUCCUCUCCUCUCCUCCCCCUCCAACUCCCUCUCCUACACUGCCACAUUUCCUCAGUCCGCAUCCAUGGCCGGGAUGUUCAGCAUUCGAGACGCUGCGCAGCUUGUCGCCCCAGUUUCCGCACUGGGUAAAGCCCGUAACGGCACGCAUAAAGCCAGUCGCCCAUCCAAAGACGUGGAGGACUCAGCAGUGGGAGCUAAGAAGAGAAAAAACUCUUCUUACUCCUCCUCCUCCUCAUCAUCAUCCUUUUCUUCUUCCUUGUUUCCGACUGUGGAUAAUCACAAGAGGAACGGCAGCAGCUAUCAUCCAACAUUACAAGGUUCAGGGGCGGCAGCAGCAACCCCUGCUCGGAAAAAGGGGCUUGGACAUGGGGGAAGCGGGCUUUGGAGCGGCGGAGAGGACUGGCUAUCCAGAGCCGAUGGGUCUCAAAGCCACAACUCACAGAACAGUCGUGAACUUGGCACGACCAGUAUACCGUACUCGCCCAACAGGGAGCCUGCCUCUGCCCCCCAUCAGCCCCUGGCUCCCCCCUCUGGACCCUUGGCUUACGGGGGUGGAGCGGAGGGGAGGAAGAGGAGGAGUCCCAGCUCUUACAGAGGGAAGGGCAGCAAGCUGAGCAGGCCGGGCGAGUUGGAGAGCCUCUUUGGGAAUAGGAGCGACAGCGGAGGAAUACUGGCUUCGGGGCCCGAGUCCCCGAGACAGGCCAAGUUACAUCACUGACAGAAACCAGUUUCACAGACUGAAUGUUGGGCAGCUGUGCAGGCCACUACCGUUUGUGACCUUUGACCUCACCACUCUUCCACUGACGGCACCAAUCAGGCUGCCUCGUCUCGGCGAUGUCACCCCUAUUUACCCAAUGACAGUUCAGUUCACCCGCUGUGACUCUGGAGCCCACACAGUUGGCCGGUAGUCACUUCCUACUCUCCACCUCUAAUUAUGGAGCAUUUUGAUGGAAAGCCGCCGUGCAUCACUGUGGCCGCGGCCUUUUCAGAACAAGGCAGUGGAAUCCGAAAAACUCGCCCUCUGAAAAGGGAAUUUGCCUCGCAAAGUUUUCAAGGCAAUUAAUAACAGCGCCACUGUACAGCUCCUGGGGAGACAAGUUUUUGUGAACAACCAGAGUUCAUGUUGUGAUUGUUGACCGUGUUCCUGGUUGCUGUGUCCGGUCAGCUGAGAGGGGAAGAGGUCUGUGAUUGUUUUUGGAAGUUAGAUGGUUGAAGGACCUACUGACACGACUACUGUAGGACUCAGCCUUCUGCUGUACCACCCCCGCCAUUACUCCUUAUUCUCUCUUUCUCUUAAAUUGAGCUUUUCCUCAAAGAUGGAAGAGACAACAGCAGCUGUAGUUGGGUUUUAUCCAGCUUUUUCCUCCUCUUUCAACCUUGUCCCUUUUCUAUAUUUCUGUCCAUCUUUCUUCAUAUCAAACAACUUAGUCUCCAUCUUCACAGCCCUCUUUUUUUCCUUUCUCCCCCUCUCUCCCUGUCCAUCCCAGCAUGCCCGUGCUCAAAGUGCACUUACUGCCCUCGCUUUCCAUUGCUUCCCUCCUCACUGACUCCAGAGCAGUCUCCAGCAGUGCCACACGAGGAUCUGUUCACUCAAGGGAAGGAAAAGAAAAGCCUGUGUUACCAACGACGCAGCGUCAAUGCAUUGUAUUUCAACAUAGGAAGAUAUCCGAUUUCAGUUUGAUUGUUUUUUUUCUUGUUCUGGUUUUAAAUGUUGCAAGAAACACAAACCCAUGUUUGUUUGUCAGGACUUGCAUCCAAAAAGGAAUUAUUACUACGGUGUUGGAUCUUUUUUCUUCUUUUUUGUAUAAUAAUUUAUGGAUCUUAAAGGAUUUUCUAACUGACCGUUGAGGUUUGAGCUACAGAGACUUUUUGAGCAAAAAAUAAUUUCUAUGGCAUUUUGAAGAAAUGUUGAAAGUAUUAUGAGGAGUUCAUAUUGUUGAAAAUGUGUACAUAUCUGUUAUUUUUGUAUUUAUUAAUAAUUUCCCCUUUUACUUUGCUACAGAGAGGAAGUGUUUGUGCCCUCCUCCUUGGUCUGUGUUGAAUGAUAUUGGUGAGAUUGGCCUGGCUUCUCAAAUCUUCAAGACUGUGUUCAUUAGCAAAUUUUAAAUUGUAUACUAAUUAAUACUCAAACACAAAGCAUGGACUGUGGCUGCUGUGUAUUUCGGCCUGUGGUCAAUUCUAAAAAUUACUUUAUUUUAGGUCUAAUAACUAAUUGUAGUCAAGUCUAGCUAGUUAUGUUGCCUGAAAAAAUAUCUUAACUCAAGGCUUUCAACCACAGUUUGCAUGCUGUGUCCCAGCUCCAUAAACGUCACUGAUUAUAGUACAGUAUGUACUAUGUACUAAUCAUUACAGUAUACUGUUUUUAGUUUACAGCUGAUUCCAAAAAAGGUGUGUAAAUGCUGUGUAAAGCAUAAGUAAAGCAGAAAGUGAUCAUUUGCUAAUCAUCAUUAACAUAUAUUGACAUAUAAAAAAAGUAUUUGUUUUGCCUCAUCAACUUCAUUGAUUUUUUUUGUAAAUACCAGCUUAUUCUGAAUUUGAUGCAGCAACACGUUUCAAACAAAUUGGGACAGGAGCAACAAAAGACUGGGAAA
Chelmon rostratus (copperband butterflyfish) is the source of this 4292-nucleotide messenger RNA. RefSeq names its product ataxin 7-like 1 (gene atxn7l1). The transcript has 12 exons. Bases 35 to 2419 code for a protein of 794 amino acids. The record is from RefSeq and is a predicted model, not a curated record. NCBI's taxonomy places the organism in Eukaryota, Metazoa, Chordata, Actinopteri, Chaetodontiformes, Chaetodontidae.